This is a messenger RNA of Neospora caninum, 1071 nucleotides long. RefSeq lists its product as hypothetical. NCBI's taxonomy places the organism in Eukaryota, Apicomplexa, Conoidasida, Eucoccidiorida, Sarcocystidae. The transcript has 2 exons. The coding region runs from base 1 to 1071 and encodes 356 amino acids. The record is from RefSeq and is a predicted model, not a curated record.
AUGUUCGCACGCCGCGGGGGAGGCGACGGCGCCGUCUUCAACGCGCUCGCGGCUGCGGCUGCAGCCUCGGUUGCGCGCACGACUUCCCCUCGCCCCCACGCUUCCACGUCUUCUGGCGUCUCGGGAGGCCGAGAGAAAGGCCGGAGUCGCGAGGAGAGGAGUUUGGAGAGAGAGUUUGGCGACGGGCGGGAGGAGCGGAAGCGCCCCGGCGAGGACUGUCUGCCUCAUCGCCGGCGGUACAGGGAGGGCCGGGAGGUGUACGACGAGGAUCGAGAGGAUUUUGCCCACAGCGAGCGCAGUCUGCGCCACAGACGCGGCGGGCGCGAGCGAGAUGCCGACUACGCGUGCGCGUCGGAGACGGACGAUCCGGAGAGACGCGGCGAUCGCGAGGACUCGCGGAGGGCGAGACACCGCGCGCAUGAGGGCGAGGGUAGCAGAUACUGCUACUACGACGACGGCGAGCCAGACCGAGACAGAGAAUCGUUCAAAGACGACAAAGCGAGGAAGGGGAGACGCCACCGAGACAGCUACUUUGAGAGCCGGAACUGCGAGACCGAGAGAGACCGGGGAUCUGAGAGAAGACGCGAAGAGAGCGGCAGCGGCCACGCCGACGAGGAGCCCCUCUACCGCCGGCGACACGACCGCGAAAAAACGAGACGAGACGAAGACGACAGUCGCACGUGGAGCGCAGCAGCGGAGGCAGCCGAGAGAACGCGAGAGGCCGCCGAGGACGGGGGGGAAGAGGCUGGGAGCGGAACGAGCGAAGAGGCCGGACUCGAGGAGGAGACACUCGGCGACGAAGGCCUGGCGGACCCUGGAGCUGAGCCGGAGGGCGGCGGAGACAGCGACAGGCGCGCUGACGAGAAGCUGGAGAAUUCGACAGGUGCUCCGCAUGCACGUGGACGGAACUGGCGAGGAGGCGCACGAGGCGGGCUGAACGAGGGCGGCCAUCCCGGCUACCCCCCCGCAGAAGCCGCAAAGCGAAGAAGAGAGCCGCGCAGCAGACAGCCGAAAAGGUCCCAACAGAGGAUCGGGAAGGAAGGAAAUGUAGGCCGAAACGAAAAGAUCUAA